AACAGACACAGCAGUGGAAGAACACCAGAUCUUCAGUCCAAUGGACAAGCAAUCCCACCGACGCCUCAUCCCAUAGGAUAGAGGACUAUUCUGAUGAUAUAUCUACAAUCCCAGACAGAUUUGUUAAUCAACCUACACUGUAUGACAAAAUCUCAACUGGAUAAGAAACAGGAUGCUGAAAGUGAUUUCCUACGGACAAACUACAGACGGAUUCACAUCAUCCUAGCAGACCAGUGUCUACAUCAAAAGAAAGAUGAGGCUGGUCUCUGCUCAGUUUGAACUAUUGGUGGUUUGGAUCAUCGGCUCCUGGGGUUGGUUAAGUAAUAAAUGCGUCCUCUAUGACAAGAAAUCUAAUUACUGGCUAUCCAUUCACUCCAGUUCCUGCCCUCACAGCAACCUAACUGCCGUUUGCUGGGAUUUAUCUGAUCUCAAACUCAACCUUUCCAUUGUUCCGUCAAACUACCAGGCUCUCUGUCUCGAGAUCAGGAGUGGGUCUGUGAUGCAGUCUGGGGCUUUAUCUCGAUUCUCCGUCCUUGAGACCAUUCACAUACGCGGAUGUCUGCCCACAAUUCUCCCUGGAACCUUCAAGGGGCUGUCCCAUGUGAAGAAACUCUAUCUGCUGUGUAUGGAACAGUGUUACAAUUCCUCACUUCUACCUAACACAUUCAGUGACCUGACUAAUCUUGAGGAAUUGUCCAUUGAGAACUACAGGCUUUCUGUGAUGGCUCCGGACGCAUUAGGAGGGAUACCUCUUCUGAAGAAACUCAAAGUCGAUAGUUGUACAGAAGAGCUCUCUGAUUUGCUAUGUAGGAUAGUCAAUAUGGCCCAAUCACAUGGCUGA
Oncorhynchus masou masou (cherry salmon) is the source of this 841-nucleotide messenger RNA. Its product is annotated as toll-like receptor 12. Lineage: Eukaryota; Metazoa; Chordata; Actinopteri; Salmoniformes; Salmonidae. Bases 254 to 841 code for a protein of 195 amino acids. The transcript is spliced from 2 exons. The record is from RefSeq and is a predicted model, not a curated record.